Orbicella faveolata is the source of this 1957-nucleotide messenger RNA. Its product is annotated as transmembrane protein 43-like. Gene Ontology annotation, cellular component: nuclear inner membrane. Gene Ontology annotation, biological process: lipid metabolic process; nuclear membrane organization. NCBI's taxonomy places the organism in Eukaryota, Metazoa, Cnidaria, Anthozoa, Scleractinia, Merulinidae. The record is from RefSeq and is a predicted model, not a curated record.
GACUUGUCACUAAAAACUAUGAAACAGAUAGCGCUUUACAAACAGCAUAGAUUUAUCCAUGAACGAAGGCCGAACGAAACCUUCCUAUGCAAAAACGAACAGGCGAUACUGUCGACUGCGAGGGUCCUGGGGAAGCUUCUCAUCCAGACUCCUCAAUUUGAACGAGAUGCAKGGUGUGACGCCUGUUGUUUUUUGAACUUCCGCUUUCUGUUUUGUUGGAUAUUUCAAGCUUUCAGCGAGGCAAUCAUGUAUCGAACUCAUAACCCAAGUGCCCCAGGAAUGCAUAACAUGCCAGACUCAAGAGACAGCCACAUGAGGGUUUCAUACAAAGAAAAUCCUGGCUUUUUUCAAAAAGUGCAACAGAGUUUCUGCGCAUCCCUGUUUGGUAUUCUCCUUGUUAUAGCUUCUUUUCCAGUAAUUUAUUGGAAUGAGGUAAGAAAGAUAUGUAAGGAUCAGCUUCUUUUUAGGUGUCGACCUGAAAGAAUCUCUCAGGAAGGGGGGAGGAGGAGAAGGGGGGUGGGGGCUUCUAUGAGAAGAGGGCAGAGUUGCUUGGCAUCUUGCUUCUGGCCCUCUGGUGAGCAUAUUGACAGGGUUCCACUGUAUCCUUUUUUAGUAAAACCAUCCUAUUAUACUCUUUUUUUCUUAUAUUCUCUUCUAGCUACAGACUGGAAAGACCAUGUUGUUAGAAGCAAUAGUUUUGACAAUCCCUCUGGGCACCAAAACCCAAACAGUAUGCCAGUGAAUUCUUACACUAAGGAAGCAGAUUUUGUGAGAGUUGGAGCUUUUGCGCUGUCCCAAGCACUCAUUGGAAAAAUCAGUGACUUUCAAUCGCUUUCUCCAAGAGAAGUUCCAUAUGGGAAGGCCAUGUACCUUCAUAAUGGGAUGUUCUACCAUGCUGUGGAUCCGUAUUACCCAAGAGUAAGAAAACAAAAUAUUGUAUCAACAUGUGAUAGUCAAAAGCAUAGAUCUCUGGGGUGGGGUUGCUCGUCGGAAAAUUUGAAUUCAACCUCUAUAGGAGAUCAACCUGCGCGUGAAAUUUUUGAUGCCGAGCAGUCCACCAACACAGCCUUGACAUGGGUUUUGAGAGGGGAAAUUUUUGAUGCCGAGCAGUCCACCAACACAGCCUUGACAUGGGUUUUGAGAGGGGUGGGAUGGAUUUUGAUGUUUCUUGGAUUUCAGAUGACGACCAGCAUUCUUUGCGCGCUGAUCUCCUGGUUGCCAGUUGUCCGUGAACUUGUAGGCCUGGGCCUGACUCUGUUAACCCUCUGCCUUGCCACGUCAUUGACGCUGGUUACCAUAGCAAUUGGCUGGAUUGCUCAUCGACCACUUCUAGGCCUGACAUUAUUGGCGGCAGCCGUUGUUCCGAUAGUGUUCUCUAGACGGCGGGCUCAGGCUGUGAAUCAUCGAAAGACCUAAACAUUUAUGUUGUAAAUGAACUUUGAGAAAUGUGUGUGUGUGUGUGUGUGUGUGUGUGUGUGUGUGUGUGUGUGUGUUUUAUGGUCACUAACUGGAGGGUAUGUCUUUUUAAGUGACUAAAUGUGUCGAGCUCGUAUGUGUGCGUGUUGUGUGCCUUUGAGUACGGUCAAAGUUACUGAAUUCAAUAAACACAUCUAGGAUUCUUACAAAUAACAAGAAUCCAAUAGGAAAAAAUUGAAAUGCACCAAAAAAUACCUCUAGUCCACAUUUUAGUUAUCUAGUUAUUCUUGGCGAAAGGAAGGAAAAAAACAAUGAACAAUUAACAUAUUUUUGUUUUCUAAGUUAUUUAGUUGUCUAAAGGUUUAGCAUAGGAUAAGAAUCAUUUGUUGAUGUUCGACGGAGGAUCUCACAUAUUUAUUCAUUAGAUUCAUUAGUUGGUUCCAUUCUAUUUAUUAGUGUAAGAAGUAGAGUAAAUAGAUAUUAGCCUUAGACAUCUGUUCAUGUAAAUGAUCGCCAAAAAUAAAGUCAGAAAUGUAACCUA